Chanos chanos (milkfish) is the source of this 610-nucleotide messenger RNA. RefSeq names its product shisa family member 4 (gene shisa4). The transcript is spliced from 5 exons. Bases 1 to 603 code for a protein of 200 amino acids. Lineage: Eukaryota; Metazoa; Chordata; Actinopteri; Gonorynchiformes; Chanidae. The record is from RefSeq and is a predicted model, not a curated record.
AUGUCCCUCACUGCGGUGGCUAUACCGGUCCUCUACAUGAUUCUCUCAGCUUGGCAUGUGAGUGCCAGAGAGGACUGCCUAUGGUAUGUUGACAAGAACGGCACCUGGCACAAUGGUUUUGACUGCCCACUCAUCACCUUCUGCUGUGGGAACUGUCACCGCCGUUACUGCUGCCUGGAUGCCUUCAAGAUGAUCACAGAGAGAGAGCAGAAGCGAUGUAUGCUCUUCCAGUUCAGCCCCACGACGAUCGCAGGCAUCGCCUCCUCCAUCCUGCUCUUUGUAGCCAUCAUUGCCACUAUGGUCUGCUGUUUUAUGUGUUCAUGCUGUUAUCUUUACCAGCGCCGGCAGCAGCGUGGGAGGACCCCUUAUGAAGCCCAACAGAUUCCAAUGGCCAGCUACCCUGUAGAGCCAAUGUAUGAUGCGUACGGUAAACCCAUUGGACACCCUGAUUACACUAACCCUGGAUAUCCAAUGGCGCCACAGUACCCUCAGCAAUAUCCCAUGAUGCAACCAGGACCUUAUCCACCAUACCCUCCGGUAGAUCCCGCAUAUAGUCAAGCAGCUCCUCCACCCUACUCCCCACCACAGUACCCAGGAAACUGAUGCAAUA